CUACUGCAACAAAACUUACCCUUUUUGGCCAACAGGCGAGAGGCUCCACUUGGACCCGAUUUCCCUCAAUUCGCUACUUAUGUCAACUGGAAUCUGGAUCUCUUCCACAUCUUACGCUAUACGCUACCGCACUCUGGGGUGUGUUUGUCGGGAGGCUUUCCGGUCGCAUCCCGGUCGACAAUGGCUUCACUCAUGGCUAUCAACUCGGCACCCCGAGGGCCUUGAGAGGCUCCGUCCUCUUUCUAACCCGCACUUAAAUUGCUUCACAUUUCCUCUCUUUAUCCAGCGCCAGUUAUUCUAAGAGAAUUCUGUGAUCUGCGCUUUUCAUCAACAUUUUUCCAACCCUGAAGACUACAAAAUGUCUGAAAUGUCCGAGAUUCGAAUCCUGGAUAACUCCACGGUCCAUGGCUUGUUGAUCAAUCUCUCGAAAGCAGAAACAGUUGGGUUUCGGCAAGUGGUGGAGCGAACGUUUGAAGACUUCUCCGUCAACGGUGAACGUCAAUACCAACCUAUGCCAAGCGUUGCCAAUCGUCCCAACGGGCAAAACACCCUCUUCCGGCCCUUCACAUCUGACACAGGUAUUGGGACCAAAAUAACUGUCGAACCUCCCACUAGACCAGAUGGCAAGAAGGACCCUCUACAUGGCGUCAUUGUUCUGGUUGACGGGAAAGGCUAUCCGAAGGGGCUCCUGAGCUCCGAAGAAGUGACCGGCUACCGCACCUCGAUGAAUGUCAUGGUUCCCUUCUCAUGGAGGAAACAUGUGGGCGACAUUAUUAUCUUCGGUAGUGGCAUGCAAGCCUUGUGGCAUACUCGACUGAUCCUCAUGCUAAGGGGGUCGGAAGUGAAGAGCAUCACAUAUGUCAGUCCGAUGAGAGACCAAGCCCAGCAGUUGAUUGCUACGGUCUCUGCGGAGAACUCCGCGCGCUGGAACGCCAAUUGCUCCUUUGAAUUUAUCGAUAACAAUGCCGCCGACUUCCAACAGAAGCUGCAGCUUCGCUUGCGCAACGUCGAUUGUAUCUUCUGCACGACGCCAUCCAAGAAACCCCUGUUCCCGGCGAGCUAUGUCACCAACAGAGGCAGUCGACAGCCAUUGAUCUCCGCGAUUGGCUCUUGGCAGGCCGACAUGAUCGAAUUGGACCCUGAGUUAUUGAAUCUUGCCGUCGCACCCAAUGCCGGGUAUAACUUUCUCACCGGUAAGGAUGAUGGUGCCAUCCUGGUCGAUGAUCGAGAAUUUGCCCUCACGAAUUCCGGGGAGCUUGUCAAGAGUCGUACGAACGCCAAGGACGUCAUUGAGCUGGGUGAGAUUCUUGCGUUGAGGAGUGGAAAAUUGUCCCCGCAGUCUACGAGAGAGAUGGCCGUCGAAAAGACAGACCGUUUUGUUGCCGAGGGACUCAUCAUUUACAAAAGUGUUGGUGUAAGUCUGACUGACUUGACUGUGAGUGAUGCUAUUUUGAAAUUAGCCAAGGAACGACAGCAGAAGUUGUGA
Molecule: messenger RNA, 1486 nt
Organism: Aspergillus pseudotamarii
Lineage: Eukaryota; Fungi; Ascomycota; Eurotiomycetes; Eurotiales; Aspergillaceae
Exons: 1
Coding region: 359-1486 (375 amino acids)
Cellular component (GO): cytoplasm
Source: RefSeq, a predicted model, not a curated record